GUUCCUCACAAGUCAUAUACAAAGUUUUUGAAUUAUAAGUGGUUUGAAAUAUGGCAGGUAUUGCUACAGUGAUGAUGCUCAUAACUACCAUGCACUUGGCUUCUCUUGUGAGAGCCCUAAAUGUAAAUUACUAUGAAAAUGCGUGCCCUCAUGUGGACUCCAUUGUAGCUGCUUCUGUUCACAAAGCAACCAUGAAUGACAAAACUGUUCCAGCUGCUCUCCUUCGGAUGCAUUUUCACGAUUGCUUCAUAAGGGGUUGUGAUGCCUCUGUUCUUCUGGAAUCAAAGGGGAAGACCAUAGCAGAAAAGGAUGGACCUCCUAACAUUUCAUUGCAUGCAUUUUAUGUCAUUGAUAAUGCUAAGAAAGCACUUGAAAAAGUAUGCCCCGGAGUGGUAUCUUGUGCUGAUAUUUUGGCUCUUGCUGCUAGGGAUGCUGUUUCUCUGUCCGGUGGCCCUACUUGGGAUGUUCCGAAAGGAAGAAAGGAUGGAAGGAUAUCAAUGGCCACUGAAACCAGACAAUUGCCAGCUCCUACAUUCAACAUCUCCCAAUUACAGCAAAGCUUCUCUCAAAGAGGCCUUUCCUUGGAGGAUCUUGUAGCCCUCUCAGGAGGUCACACACUAGGAUUCGCUCACUGUUCAUCCUUUCAGAACAGAAUCCAUAAAUUCAGCUCAAAGCAAGACAUUGACCCUUCCAUGAAGGCUUCAUUUGGAAGCAGGCUGAGAAGCGUAUGCCCCUCUCAUAACAAGGUGAAAAUUGCAGGAAGCUCGUUGGAUUCUAGUUCAACCUUGUUUGACAAUGCUUAUUACAAGCUGCUCCUUCAAGGAGAGAGCAUAUUCUCUUCUGAUGAAGCUCUGCUAACUCAUCCCACCACUAAAGCUUUGGUUUCCAAGUUUGCUUAUUCUCAAGAGGAAUUUGAAAGGGCCUUCGUCAAGUCCAUGAUCAAGAUGAGCAGCAUCACCAGCGGUGAACAAAAACAAAUCAGGCUCGAUUGUAAAUUCGUUAGAUGAUUCGUAGUUUGUAUUGAAUCAAAUGUGUUUGUGCUGUCACAAUGGUGUUUUUACUUGUGUACUGUCACCAUUUUUCUAGCAACAUUUUCGCAGAUGAAAUAAAUGUCAAACUGAGGAAAAAAUGUUUAUGGUAAUCCAUGACUAGUGGCCGAAGCAAGUAUUCAAAAUUCCAUUGAAUUUUCAGUCUUUAUUUCGAUGCUGUGGGUGAAUCCCAUGAAUUUUGUUUGUCAUCUGCUGAUACUACAAGGAUAAUAGUUUAAAUUAUGAGUUU
Vigna angularis (adzuki bean) is the source of this 1278-nucleotide messenger RNA. Its product is annotated as peroxidase 64. Gene Ontology annotation, molecular function: peroxidase activity; heme binding. The coding region runs from base 51 to 1007 and encodes 318 amino acids. The record is from RefSeq and is a predicted model, not a curated record. NCBI's taxonomy places the organism in Eukaryota, Viridiplantae, Streptophyta, Magnoliopsida, Fabales, Fabaceae. The transcript is spliced from 4 exons. Gene Ontology annotation, biological process: response to oxidative stress; hydrogen peroxide catabolic process. Gene Ontology annotation, cellular component: plasmodesma; plant-type cell wall.